Molecule: messenger RNA, 1896 nt
Organism: Magallana angulata
Lineage: Eukaryota; Metazoa; Mollusca; Bivalvia; Ostreida; Ostreidae
Exons: 2
Coding region: 177-1769 (530 amino acids)
Biological process (GO): DNA integration; DNA recombination
Molecular function (GO): DNA binding
Source: RefSeq, a predicted model, not a curated record
UUGAACAAAAUCCAGAGCAUGAUGAAUUUCUUUUUAUUGUAAACAAUAAAAUACGCAUUCACAAACAAACAAUUUAAAACAUUAAACAUUAAAACACAUAAUGAUGACGCAAAUUUAAAAAAAUCCCAUUUAAUCUCACGUUAUCGUCUGCGUAUCAUACAAGUUCGAUCAUAAACAUGGCUGAUCAACCGGCGACCUUUGAUCUUGGAAAUAUAACGGAACGAAUUAAACUGGGCUACAAUGAGGACGAUUUGGACGAAGAUAUGUUGGCAUUUUUGCUCGAUAAUGACGAUCAAGAAUUCACACUGAAUGAAGUAGCUGUAUCUACAAGCACCAAUCAGGCUAUUACUGAAAUGACCAAAUCUUUUGAAGAUCAAAGGCCACCGCUACCAGCCAUUGCUGAGAAACCAAAACAAAGAUUUAAAUCAUUAACUGUUGAGGAGCUGUGUGAAAUUGAAUCAAAAAAGCAAUCUUCAACAACAAAAGCCAAAACAAAAUGGGGAAUGAAAAUUUUGCAAGAGUGGAGCAUUGAGAAAUUUGGAUUUCAACUUGAUCUGCAGUCAAUUUCAAAAGAAGAGCUAAAUAAUCACUUGAGAUGGUUUUACACAGAAGUACAACCGAAACCUGAUUUCAAUGGCGAAAAGGAAAAUAAAAUGUCAAACGAAUAUCACAAAAACACAUUAAAAGGUAUCAGGUCUGCCAUCAAUCGUCAUCUCAGUGACAUAGGAAGGGACAUGGAUAUAGUCCAUGACAAAGCUUUUAAACAAGCCAACGGGGCUCUUGCAGGAAAACUUAAGCAGAACAUGGCCCUCGGACUUUCCAAACCUACUCAGCACAAGGCAGUAGUGUCCCCCGAUGAUCUUCACAAAAUAUCACAAUACUUGUCAUCCAUCUCCUGCCCUGUUAUUCUCCGCUAUCGUGUCUGGUUCAAUUUAUCCCUUCAUUUCGUAUCAAGGGGUUUAGAAUUUCACCAACAGUUGACUCCCAAGUCCUUUCUCUUCCUUAAAUAUGACAAGGGAGUUGAAUAUGUGUCCCUCUCCCACGAAACUAAGCAAAAGAACUGGCAAGGAGGGCUAGAAAACCAGGAAGCACCCCACGACAAAAGAAUGUAUGCGACUGGUGAUUCGAAUUGUCCUGUUCAAACACUUAAGACUUUUCUCCAGCAUAUCGAUCCUCAAGCAACGUUUCUCUUUAACUACUGCAGUAAAGCAGCCUUAUCCUCACCACAAACCACUGAUAUCUGGUACCUAGCUAAACCCUGCAAACCAUACCAGUUUUCAAAAUUUAUGCCAGAUAUCUCCAGGAAUGCUGGUUGCUCCCGGAAAUACACAGCACACUGUCUCCGCAGCACAGCAAUACAAGCUUUAAAUGAUGAAGGGUUUGAAAUCCGCCAUAUCAUGUACAUGAGUGGCCAUCGAAAUGAAGCAUCUGUCAGAUCCUACAACAGGGACUGUUCAACGGCACAAAAGCAGCACCUGAGUCAUGCGUUGGCUAAAGUCGCUAAAGCUUCCUCUUCAUCGGAGUCAUCGUCCUCUUCGGCGGAGUCAUCGUCCUGUAUGGUUGCUUCCCCGUGCACUUCCAGGAUUACUACCGCACUUCCACAACAGGCACAUGUCGAGCCCACCGUUUCACCUUCACUCUCACAGUCUGUGUUUAAUACCAUGCAGCAUACCUCCAGUCAGGGUUUAUCAUCGUCUUUCAUAUCAAACUCGGCCUUCAACAACUGCACCUUCAAUUUCGGGUCGAAUCCAUUUAAUUCUGCCUCGUAGAGCGUUGUAGUAUGACACAUACGGCCAUUUUGAAUUGAACUGUUACUUUCGUAUUGUGUAAUCCUACGCACGGUUCAAAUUUUCAUCGUUAAAUUAAAUCUUUAUGAUGACAGACAUUCUUUGUUUU